Panonychus citri (citrus red mite) is the source of this 1167-nucleotide messenger RNA. RefSeq names its product sericin-2-like. NCBI's taxonomy places the organism in Eukaryota, Metazoa, Arthropoda, Arachnida, Trombidiformes, Tetranychidae. The transcript is spliced from 2 exons. The record is from RefSeq and is a predicted model, not a curated record. The annotation marks the transcript as partial.
UGCUCAGGUUCAUCAGGUUCAGGAAAUGGUUCAGAUAACGGUUCAUCAGGCAAAGGAAACAAUGCUUCAUCAUCAUCAUCAACAUCAUCAGGAAACGCAAAUGACUCUGCUGCUGCUACCGCUGCUAAUGCUGCUGCUGCUUCAGCUGCCGCUGCCGCUGCUGCUGCUGGUUCUUCAGGAUCAUCUACUGGUAAAGGACAAAACAAUGGAUCAGGAGCAUCUAACAACGGUCAAUCAUCAUCAGGAUCAUCAGGAACAGGAUCAUCAGCUGGUUCAUCAUCAUCAUCUGCUGCUGCUGCUUCAUCUGCUGCUGCUGCUGGCUCAGGUUCAUCAGGUUCAGGAAAUGGUUCAGAUAACGGUUCAUCAGGCAAAGGAAACAAUGCUUCAUCAUCAUCAUCAACAUCAUCAGGAAACGCAAAUGACUCUGCUGCUGCUACCGCUGCUAAUGCUGCUGCUGCUUCAGCUGCCGCUGCUUCUGCCGCUGCCGCUGCUGCUGCUGGUUCUUCAGGAUCAUCUACUGGUAAAGGACAAAACAAUGGAUCAGGAGCAUCUAACAACGGUCAAUCAUCAUCAGGAUCAUCAGGAACAGGAUCAUCAGCUGGUUCAUCAUCAUCAUCUGCUGCUGCUGCUUCAUCUGCUGCUGCUGCUGGCUCAGGUUCAUCAGGUUCAGGAAAUGGUUCAGAUAACGGUUCAUCAGGCAAAGGAAACAAUGCUUCAUCAUCAUCAUCAACAUCAUCAGGAAACGCAAAUGACUCUGCUGCUGCUACCGCUGCCGCUGCUGCUGCUGGUUCUUCAGGAUCAUCUACUGGUAAAGGACAAAACAAUGGAUCAGGAGCAUCUAACAACGGUCAAUCAUCAUCAGGAUCAUCAGGAACAGGAUCAUCAGCUGGUUCAUCAUCAUCAUCUGCUGCUGCUGCUUCAUCUGCUGCUGCUGCUGGCUCAGGUUCAUCAGGUUCAGGAAAUGGUUCAGAUAACGGUUCAUCAGGCAAAGGAAACAAUGCUUCAUCAUCAUCAUCAACAUCAUCAGGAAACGCAAAUGACUCUGCUGCUGCUACCGCUGCUAAUGCUGCUGCUGCUAAUGCUGCUGCUGGUUCUUCAGGAUCAUCUACUGAUAGUAUGCAGCAAAGCAUUCUUCUUGAAUUUUUGGCAGGGGUAGCUCUCAAGUAG